AUGUUGACCCUACUCCCUCACAAUGAGAAUGACAUGACCGCCAUCCCUCGGAGAAGGCACUAUAUUAAGUUGAGGAAGCCCAAGACCAUGAAAAUCAUCGCCAAGGCAAUCAAGUUAAAAGCAAGCAGUCCCGCAGGCAUCAUGCCAAUAGAGGUGGGCUUGUUGUUGCAUCUUUUAUCUAUCUGUAAUGUGCAUGUGCUUCUAGUGUCUUUUCAUAACAGGUCACAGUUUUCAUCACACAAUGUCCCUCUGUCCAAUGUAUCGGCUACUGGUCCACUGGAUUUAAGACCACGUUUUAGUAAGGUCCCUCCACAAAAAAAUAUACCUGUAUCAUGUCAAACCUCUCAUGGAUGGCAGGAUGAUGUUCUUACAGAGGUGCGGACUGCACAUACCACCUCUGUGGAGCAAGACGAUGACAUGGGCAACCCUUCCGAGGAGCAUGAGUGGUACUAUGGACUCGGAGAUGGCACCGAUCUCGAUGGUCAAGAUACAGAUGUUGAUGACUUUGCUAAUGGGACCACUUACAUGCAGCAUAAUCAUGUGUCUGAUAAUGAGGAUUCUCACAUGGACUCAGGUUAUGUGUCGUCUUCUGACAAUGAGUAUGACAGACCACACAAUUGCAAAUGGAAGCGCAUGGCUGAUGAUUUAUCGGAAGAUUCACCCUCCCCUCAACAACAAGAGCAGCAACUGCCGUGCAAAAUCUGCAAGAGCAAGGGGCAUGUAGCAGCUCGUGAUUACAAAGUUGCAGUCCAGCAACUCAUCAAGUUUGCCAUCGGAGAUUUUCAUGGACAGCUCACCUCUCAGUUAUCAGCCCUCGCGUCAUACCCUUACCCCGACCUUACCCUUGUCAUCCUUGUCAUCCUCGCAUUCCCUUUCGCUCUCUACCUGUCGCUUCAGCAGAGCCAGUACAUCUGGCCGGACCCUUUCGCUGACGAAGCAUACCCAUGCUCCGUUUCACCACCUGACUGA
Suillus bovinus is the source of this 969-nucleotide messenger RNA. RefSeq lists its product as uncharacterized. NCBI's taxonomy places the organism in Eukaryota, Fungi, Basidiomycota, Agaricomycetes, Boletales, Suillaceae. The coding region runs from base 1 to 969 and encodes 322 amino acids. The record is from RefSeq and is a predicted model, not a curated record. The transcript is spliced from 6 exons.